Messenger RNA from Eriocheir sinensis (Chinese mitten crab), 4473 nucleotides. Its product is annotated as homeobox protein cut-like. Gene Ontology annotation, biological process: regulation of DNA-templated transcription. Lineage: Eukaryota; Metazoa; Arthropoda; Malacostraca; Decapoda; Varunidae. Gene Ontology annotation, molecular function: DNA-binding transcription factor activity, RNA polymerase II-specific; DNA binding. The coding region runs from base 1 to 2844 and encodes 947 amino acids. The record is from RefSeq and is a predicted model, not a curated record. The transcript has 10 exons.
AUGGUCUUCCAGGAAUCAGGCACCCAGAAGGAGUGCAGCGGCGGCUUCCGUGGACCCGACGAGACUGUGACGGAGGAACGCAUCCAGCACAUCCUGAGUGAGGCCUCGCGCGCCAUGACCUCAGGCCCGCCCCAGCCCGGCCAGCAGGACCAGGACUCCCGCAGCACCGACUCCAAGUCCCCCGCCAGCUCCACACACUCCCCCAGCAGCCCCCUUACGCGAGACGCCAGACCACGCAUGCGCAAAAUAGGCAACGACGAUAUGCCUGAAGAGAAGGUCGCCAGAAUCUACCAAGACGAACUGAUGAAGCUGAUGUCGCGGCCCCAGGAGCCCCCGCUGCCCCUGCCCCGCGACCCCCAGUACCCCGGCAUCCUGUUCCCCUUCCUAGGCCAGACGCUGCUCUUCAACCGGUCCCACGAGGAGGUCAAGAUGGCCCUGGACGCUUACCACCAGGAACUCGGGAAACUCCAGAGCUCGGCAACGGGUGUGGGACUCGGCGCCGCUGGACUCGCUCUGGGCGGCGCUGGAGGCCUGGGCGUUGGCGUGGGCGGAGCCGUGGGUAUGGGCAUCGGGCUGGGGGCUGGCGGCCUCCACAACGGCGCCCAAGAUCUCUCCCUGCCCAAGCGAGAACAGAGGACCCUGGACGAUGACGAAGACGGGAGGAACCUCAGUGCUGCCUCGCCUUUCUGUCCCCGAACUAAGGCUGAGACGAGUCUCAAUACGGCAACCUCCCUGAGUAGUCUGAGCACGCCCACACCACUCAGCAACCUUGUAACUCCCAUCACCUCCAUCGCAGUUAGCAGUAGCAGCGGCGGCGAAGACUGUGUGUCCGCCUCGCCCCUCCAACGCAUGGCUUCGAUCACCAACUCGCUCAUGACGGGCCCGACCAUCUCCACGAAUUCCUCGGUGCCCCAGAAGCCCCUGAAGGCGAUCCUGCCCCCCAUCACCCAACAACAGUUUGACCAGUACAGCAACAUGAACACCGAGGAGAUUGUCAAGAAGGUGAAGGAACAGCUGAGUCAGUACAGCAUUUCUCAGCGGCUUUUCGGCGAGAGCGUCCUCGGGCUGUCUCAGGGCUCCGUGUCUGACCUGCUGGCCCGCCCCAAACCCUGGCACAUGCUGACGCAGAAGGGCCGCGAGCCGUUUAUCCGCAUGAAAAUAUUCCUCGAGGAUGACAACGCGGUGCACAAGCUGGUUGCCUCGCAGUACAAGAUCGCCCCUGAGAAGCUGAUGAGGACAGGAGGAUAUACCGCCCCGCCCCGCUCAGGGAAGCCCCCACACCACAUGAAGCUCGCCGCUGACCUCCCAAAGAGCAUUGAAUCCCCCUUGCCGCCUGUCGGGAUCCCCCCCUCCCUCGGCGGCCUGCCUCUCCCCUCACACCCGAUGUCCUUUGACUCCAGAAUGCCCCCGCUCGACCCCCUGCGAAAGAGCGCACUGAGCAACCCGCGCCAUCCCGGCCCCGUGGCGCCCUCCGUGUACGAGAUGGCGGCCCUCACGCAGGACCUCGACACACAGGUCAUCACCACCAAGAUCAAGGAGGUGCUGCUCGCCAACAACAUCGGCCAGAAGCUGUUCGGCGAGGCGGUGCUGGGGCUGUCGCAGGGCUCCGUGUCUGAGCUGCUCAGCAAGCCCAAGCCGUGGCACAUGCUGAGCAUCAAGGGCCGCGAGCCGUUCAUCCGCAUGCAGCUGUGGCUGAACGAUCCGCGCAACGUGGAGAAGCUGCAGCACAUGAAGAACGAGCGGCGGGAGGCCAACAAGCGGCGGCGCGCCCUGGACCCCACGGCCGAGGUGUCGCAGGACUCGCAGGACGUGUUCCAGGCCCCGUCGCCGGGCGGCACCUCCAAGAAGCAGCGCGUGCUCUUCUCCGAGGAGCAGAAGGAGGCCCUCAAGCUGGCCUUCGCCCUGGACCCCUACCCCAACCUGGCCAACAUCGAGUUCCUGGCCCAGGAGCUGCAGCUGUCCACCCGCACCAUCACCAACUGGUUCCACAACCACCGCAUGCGCCUCAAGCAGCACCCCGGCAGCCCCGGCGGCAGCAGCUCCCCCUCCCGCGAGCCCCCGCAGCCGCCCCCCGGCCAGGCCCAGGGCGCCCCCUUCGACCCCCUCAACUUCCGUAUCCUGCUGUCCCAGCGGAUAAUGGAAGUGAGGAAGGAGAAGGGCCUGCCGCCCACCCUGCCCGGCCUGGGCCACGGCCUGCCGCCCAGCCUGUUCCCGCACUUCCCGCAGCUGGGGCCGCACGGCCUGACCGGCCACGCCCUCGACCGUGACCUGGGCAGCGGCCUCGACCUGUCCAUGAAGUCCGAGAACGACUACGACGACACAUCCCUCGGCGACGACGACUCCAACAUGUCCGGCGCCAUGAGCCCCGGCGGCGGCCGCUCCGAGGGGGAAGGCGAGGACCGCGAUGGGCGCGGCGCCCCCUCCCCCGUGGCGCGCUCCUCCUCGCGCCGCAAGCCCGCCGCCCCGCAGUGGGUGAACCCCUCGUGGGCGUCGGGCGACGGUAAGGAGCGCGAGGUGAUCAUCAACGGCGUGUGCGUCAUGCAGACGGACGACUACCGCCCGCGCGACCAGCGGGACCAGCAGGAGACGGUGCGCAUCGAACCCACGCCCGUCGAGGAGGCGCGCGCGCGCUCCCUCAAGGAGGAGCAGGAGGAGGAGCCCGAGGAGGAGCCGCAGCAGCCCGCCUCCUCCAUGCCCUCCCCGCCCCCCCGCCCCGACCCCGCCGAGGGGGAGUCCGGCCCCCUGCAGGAGGAGGAGGCCGCGGCCCCCCAGGAGGGAGCCGCGCCGGGGCCCGACGCCCCCCCUGCCGAGGAGGGCGAGGGCGAGGAGGAGGAAGAGGCGUGAUGUUAGUGUCGGCCUAACGGAGACGCUUUGAUGCCGGAGUUUGUGACGCGUCGGUCGUGGCGGCGGCCAGGGGCGGCGGCGGCGGACGCCCUCCCGGAAUCUCUCGUAGGCACGUUGUGGGCCUAUAAAUCACAAUUUAGACUCUCAAGUCAUAAGUCCUGCAGACGUCAACCUCUGUUAUUUUACUAUGAAAUGUUCGUGUAUUUUACUUGUUAACUUGUCGAAAGGUUUGUACAUAACAUUUUCCCUCGUCCCGUUUUCUUUUGUAUGGAGCUCCCGUAGGCUAGUGACGCCAGGUGUUGAGAACGCCAGGCCGCCGCACCGCCCCGGGCCCGGCGCCGCCGCCGCACCGCGAGGCGAAGCCCAACAAACAGACACGAGAGUCGCCGAGCUUUGCCCGUGAACCGCGGCCCAGGUGACCUCCCCGCCAGGUGUAGCAGACGCGGCACCUCGGAGGCACCCCAGUGAACCCAGCACUGGACGGCCCCGCGGGGCGCGUCGUCCCGCCGUGGCUGGGGCGUGAGGGACGGCCGGGGCGGCGCGCGCUAGUCCCACGCCCUCACCUGGCCGCCGCCGCCGCCGCCGCCAUCCAGGUGAACGCGAGCGCUUCAAGAGUCCUAAUUAACGACCCGUGAAGGAAAUACAACGUUCGACCUUACUGAACAGGCCUGUGUGUGUUAGCUGAAGCCUCGCGCGCGGCUCUAAAGAAAGCAAAGAGUGUCAAGGUACAUGAAUACGUUGGUGACCUUACCUGACAGAAAGGACAAGCGGAUGACCUAGGAAAUAGAAAGCGAUCAAGUUCCAUGAAUACAAACAUGAGCUUGACCUUACAAAACAGGCCUUCGCUUCGCCUGAGCCUAAAAAAGAAAGCAUAUUAAGUUUGACAAAGAAAAUAUGAUGUUAACCUAAGGAAAAAAAAACUACUUGUAUAAAUAUUAAGCCUUGAACAAGCAACCCCAUAAAGAAACGCAAGAAUUCAUUAAGUUCGCAAGCCUGACGCGACCGGCUACACAUGAAUGACCAACCAACGCAACGAAGGAACAUUAGUGAUGACGUCAUACACUGCUCGCCUCCCCAUUGGCUGCUGAAAGAGAGAACCUGUGGUGUGAUUGGCUGAGCUCGAGGGGGAAGUGCAAGAUGAUUGGCUGGUGUGUUGUGGUUGACAGAAACAAGUGGAAACGAAGCAAUUGGUGUAGUUGUUAAGGAGAGAAAGAAAGAACGAGUAAAAGAAAGAAAGAAAGAAAGGAAGAAUGAAAGUGAGAGAAUUGUAGGUUUAAGGAGAGUUAGAGAGAGAGACUCAGAGUAUCAACCAUUACCUGAGAGAGAGAAAACUUUAACUUGAGAGAAAAAAAAACUUAGACCAAUCACGACCAUUCUGUCUUCUCGGUAAAAAAACAAAUAGUGGAAACAAACAAUCACAAAAAAAAUCACAUCGCGGGUACGGUAAAUAAACAAACAAACAAACAAAUGCAUUCACGGGUAGGGAACGAAAAAAAAGACACAAAACAAAAACAAAAACAGACAUACCCAUAAAAAAAACAAGCCUGGAAUUCAAACACAAACGAGAGAAAUAAAACAAAACAAAAGCAAACAACAGACAUACCCCAAAAAAGAAAAACAAGCCUGUAA